AUGACGACGCUCAAGAUCUCGUGGGCAGCGAAGAAGGACAUGCGUCGCGUGCAGGUCUUGGCUGUGCACCAGACGCUCGCGUCGCUGCACGGCCGCUCUUCUGCCGGCAUCAAUACGGAGCACUUGAGCUUCUGCGACUUGCGCGACUACGUGCUCUGGAUCUUCCCCGAGCUCAAGGUGCCGCUGUGCGAGAUACGUCUCUACUACAUUGACGACGACCAGGAACAAGUGCGUAUCACGAACGACGUGGAGCUGGAUGAAGCGUUUCGUCUGAUGCGGGAACUGGCUGUUGCAGCCGGGAUGGACGCUGGCAGCGCCGUGUGCAAGAUCAUUGUCGUGGCUACAAUGCGGGAGAUGGAGAUGGAUGAGGAAGCUGUGGAGGGUCAGCGACUCUGCAGUAGCGAUCACGCUGUGGGUGCUGCUGUGCCUCGGGACACGGGCGAGAUGCUGGCAAGUCAACAGACGAAACAGAUGUCGGAUCUGUUUGUGGAUCUUGGAAAAGUCGUCGAGCAGUGGAGUGCACAUGGUGAGCACGAGACGCUGAAGAGAGACUUGGUGUCGUUGCUGCACGAACCUGGAUGUCAAGAAGCGUUGCUGGAGAUUAUGGCCAAUGCAAAGUUUGCAACGCUCUUUCAGACGGUGACGGAGGAGUGCCAGAAGAAUGGCAAUUUUACCGAGUGUCUAGUAGCAGUUGCUGGUACUGGAGACCUGGAAGAGGUUGCUAAGAUCCUGCUGGCCAAGUGCCCAAAUGCCCGUGUGCAGGUGGAGCGAGUGCUGCAGCAAGUGCAGUACAGUCAUAACGCGCAGCUCAUGUCGGUGAGCGACUACUUUGAGACGAUUACGAUGGAAGAGACUAAACAGGAUCUAGGACCGGUUGUGGCGGUUUUUGAGGGCGAUGUCACUUGCCCAGAUGGUACGAUUCUUUCGUCAGGAGAGGCUUUUGACAAGGUGUGGAAACUGCGCAAUGGGGGCUCUACCAAGUGGCCUGUAGGAGCUGUGCUUUCGUGUGUAGGCGGUGACAAGAUGCAAGCUCCUGAGAGCGUGCUGAUUCCGUCAGUAUUACCCGGUAAAUCGAUUGAUGUGUCGUUGCGCAUGGUGGCCCCGGCAAAGGCUGGUCGUUAUACUGGUUACUGGCGGCUAAGCACGCCUGAUGGAAACCGCUUUGGGCAGCGCCUUUGGGUGGACAUCAAUGUGAUGGACCCAGAAGAGCUGGCGCCCAGUGUCACCGACGCGGCAGAGGUUCAUGUUGAUGACGCUUCCGCGGCGGUCAUUUUGACAGGGGUUGAAGUUUCAACUGCUCCGGCGCCCGUUGUGGUCAAAACCGAGACAAAGGAGGUCCUUCGAUGGUCAAACGAGCUUCAGGUUCUGGUGAGCAUGGGCUUCACGGACGAGAUGCGCAACUUGGCUCUGCUGUCGCAGCACGAAGGUAACAUGGAAGCAGUUAUCACGGGCCUGCUGGGCUGA
Peronospora matthiolae is the source of this 1464-nucleotide messenger RNA. The record is from the annotation of a GenBank genome assembly. Lineage: Eukaryota; Oomycota; Peronosporomycetes; Peronosporales; Peronosporaceae.